AACUUUAGUUGCACUAAUUUUUAACUGAAAAUGUUAAAUUUUAGACGCGUAUUAGCGCCAAGACGCUGCCUACUGACUUCGGCAAGACUUUCACACAAGGACGUACGCGUGCGUUUUGCGCCCAGCCCCACAGGACAGCUGCAUCUUGGAGGACUGCGCACAGCGCUUUAUAAUUUUCUAUACACACGUCAUGUAGGCGGCAAAUUUUUGCUACGGAUAGAGGAUACGGAUCAAACGCGGCUGGUGCCGGGUGCUACAGAGCAACUCAUAGAGGAUCUGCUGUGGGCAGGCAUAGAAAUCGAUGAAGGUCCUGGUUUUGGCGGUGAUAGAGCACCUUAUAUACAAAGUCAACGCACGCAGCUGUACAGCGCUGCGGUAGAGCAGCUGCUGCAGUCAGGUCACGCCUAUCGCUGCUUUUGUACAGAACGCCGCUUGGAACUCUUACGCAAGGAGGCGCUACGUACGCGUCAAGUACCACGCUAUGAUAACAAAUGCCGGCAGCUAACUGCAGCGCAGUUGGAGCAACUGUUAGCCAAGGGCACUCCCUAUUGCAUACGCUUUAAGCUCACAUCGCAUGAGGAGCCGCUGCAGGAUCUAAUCUAUGGCAGCGUAGCGCAUAAUGUCAGCGAAACCGAAGGUGAUCCUGUCAUCAUGAAGAGCGAUAAUUUUCCCACAUAUCAUUUGGCCAAUGUGGUAGAUGAUCAUCAUAUGGGCAUAACACAUGUGCUGCGUGGUGUGGAGUGGCAAAUAUCAACCACAAAGCAUUUGCUGCUUUAUAACGCCUUUGGCUGGCAGCCACCACAAUUUGGGCAUUUGCCGCUGUUAGUGAAUGCGGAUGGCACCAAGCUCAGCAAGCGCCAGGGUGAUAUAGGCAUAACACAGUUUCGUGAACGUGGUUACUUCCCAACAGCUCUACUGAAUUAUAUAGUAAGCGCAGGCGGUGGCUUUGAGCACAAAGCUAAUGCCAAGCCACAGUUAUUAACGCUGCAGCAAUUGGCGACAGAAUUUAGCUUGGAGCGCGUUAAUGCUCAUCCGUCCAGACUAAAUGCAGAGCUGCUGAAUGAUUACAAUCAGCUAGAGAUUAAGCAGCGAUUGGCGCAUAAGGAAACACGUUUGCAGCUGGUGCAGCAUGUGCAACAGCUGGUCAAGCAGGCCUAUCCCGAGCACAACAAUUUGGACUUGGCUGAGGCACAUAUAACUGAAGUGCUGCAGUGGGCAGCGCAACGCUUGACGCUGUUACAGGAUUUAACUAGCAGCAAGUUGAGCUUUCUCUGGGUGAAGCCACACAACUAUGAAUUGCAGCAUCUAAGCGUGGAGCAAUUACAGCAGCUGUUGCAACAACUAACAGCCUUGCAACAAUUUCACAAGGAUGAACUUAAUGUCACGCUCAAAGCUUAUGCGCAAACAACAAAAGUUAAAUUUCCCAUAUUGAUGAAAACGCUACGUGGCGCUUUGAGUGGCCUACAAGAAGGUCCUGGUGUAGCUGAAAUGAUGGAAAUCCUAGGCAAGGCUGUGGUGUUGCAACGUCUGCAAGAAAGUUUAAAGCAAAACAACAAAUUGCAGCUAGAACUCUGACUAAAUUUUAUUUAA
Molecule: messenger RNA, 1590 nt
Organism: Drosophila busckii
Lineage: Eukaryota; Metazoa; Arthropoda; Insecta; Diptera; Drosophilidae
Gene: GluRS-m
Product: probable glutamate--tRNA ligase, mitochondrial
Exons: 4
Coding region: 31-1575 (514 amino acids)
Biological process (GO): glutamyl-tRNA aminoacylation
Molecular function (GO): zinc ion binding; ATP binding; glutamate-tRNA ligase activity
Source: RefSeq, a predicted model, not a curated record